Aspergillus melleus is the source of this 1065-nucleotide messenger RNA. RefSeq names its product NAD-dependent epimerase/dehydratase family protein. Lineage: Eukaryota; Fungi; Ascomycota; Eurotiomycetes; Eurotiales; Aspergillaceae. The coding region runs from base 1 to 1065 and encodes 354 amino acids. The record is from RefSeq and is a predicted model, not a curated record. The transcript has a single exon.
AUGCCCACCACCGCAACCCCAACCUCCCGAACCGCCCUCAUCACCGGCGCAAACGGCUACAUCGGCAACGCCGUCUGCCACGCCUUCAUCCGAGCCGGAUGGACCGUGUACGGCCUGACGCGCCAAAGCAGCAGCAUCCCUUCCCUCGCGCGCGAGGAGAUAAUCCCCGUACUCGGUUCCCCCAGCGACACCUCGUUCCUCCCUCACCUCCUCGCCCAGCAAAAAGCCUUCGACGCGAUCGUAUCCACCACCGAGUCGCUCUACGACUACGAAUCACACUACGCAGAUAUCAUAUCCCUCAUACACGCCGUUUCGGAAUCAAGUAAUGCCGCCGGAGUGAGACCGCUCGUGCUAUUCACCUCCGGAUGCAAAGAUUACGGAAUGACGGCGCGGGCCGACGACCCGGAUCUAGCGCCUCAUACUGAGACGUCGCCGUUACGACCGCCGGAGGUGUUAGCGCCGCGAACAUAUACAUCGUUGAGGGUGAUCGAGGACGAGAAGAACAAGGCAGCAUUCGAUGCGGUGUUGCUUCGACCGACGACAGUCUUCGGACGGAGUGGGAGCUACUAUGGUCCGUUUUUCGACCUGGCGAGGGCCGCGGAAGAGAGUGAGAGUCGCGUGUUAAGCUUACCCGCGCAUCCGGAGAGCGUGGUACAUGGGACGCAUGUGGAUGAUUGUGCGGAUGCAUAUGUGGCGAUCGCGGAAUCCGAUCGCGCGGUGGUGAAGGGUCAGAUCUAUAAUAUUUCGGGGUGGAGAUUUGAGACGCUGAAGGAGGUUGGGGAGGCGUUGGUAAGGGAGUAUGACCUGGAAGGGGUACGGUAUGAGCCGCCAGACACGGAGGGAUUUGUGGGGUUUGAUGUCGUUGGGAUCUUGACGGGUUUUUCGCAGUGGGUGGGCAGUGAGAAAUUGAGGAGGGAAGUUGGGUGGAGGGAUAAGAGGCAGUUGUUUUCAGUGGGCAUUAAGGGGUAUAGAGUGGCGUAUGAGCAGGCGGUUAGGGAUGGGCAUAGCAAUGUGUUGAGGGUUAGGGGGUAUGUGCAGGCAAGUCAAAGUGAAAAAAAGGAAUAG